This is a messenger RNA of Protopterus annectens (West African lungfish), 7512 nucleotides long. RefSeq names its product FA complementation group B (gene FANCB). The record is from RefSeq and is a predicted model, not a curated record. NCBI's taxonomy places the organism in Eukaryota, Metazoa, Chordata, Ceratodontiformes, Protopteridae. The coding region runs from base 230 to 2848 and encodes 872 amino acids. Gene Ontology annotation, biological process: interstrand cross-link repair; negative regulation of double-strand break repair via homologous recombination; positive regulation of double-strand break repair via homologous recombination. The transcript is spliced from 9 exons. Gene Ontology annotation, cellular component: Fanconi anaemia nuclear complex.
GGAAUCGGAUAGGUUAUUGAAGUAAUGGGGAAAAAAUAACCACGUUGGGUAAAUUUUCUCGUGUUUAAUAGUAAGAUGAUGUUCUCGUACUUGAAUUGGUGAUAUAGGCUGUAUAUGCACUGCAUUUAAGUUAGGUGGAGAUAAUUAAGGACUAAACCUGGGAUAUGAACAGUGUUAGGUACAUAUUAAGUUAUAUAUCUUGAACUGAACAGUGAUUAUUUUCAAGCAGAUGACGCACACUGGUGAUGAACAUGAGAAAAUUUUAGCUUUCAAUGGUGAAAUCCUUAUAUUCAAGUUAUCGGAUGCCAGAUCUGCUGAGAAACAUAAUGAAGAAAUCGUACUUUAUUUUAGCAGAAUGGUGUUUGAUACAAACACAGGAAAGUUUUUCCAGCAUUCUACAGGACAUUUCUGCAUUGAAGGACAAAAUAUGGACACUCAGUUGGUCUUCUGUGGUUGCACUACAGACCAUAGGACUGGACAGAUUCUCCCUUGCAUAUUGCUGAGGAAACAUAAAGCCAGAAAAAGUGUGUAUGAAUAUUUAUUUCUGCUAGUGCAUGACUGGAGCAAAGUUGAAAAACACCUAGACUUUAAACUAGCUUAUAACAUUAAAGAUGAUGUGAAGCUGUUGCCUGGGCCAACUGUCUUAUGGAGUCACAAGGAGACCAUAUUUUACACCUCUUCAAAUACUCCUACUAUUAUAAGUAUGCCUGUGCAGGUCACAUCACUAACAUGGGCAGGGGAGAUUGCUGGGGAAGAUGUUCUUGUGCUUGGAACUGGAAAACCUGUCUUGCCCACAGAGGAACACCAGAUUAUAAAUAAAGCUGACAAGGACAUCUGGUGUUGUGAAUUCAUUGGCUUUUCAGUUAAAAGUAAGACAUUAAUAAAUGGUUCAUGUUUUCUUCCUCAUGCAUACAGCAAAGUGGUGAUGUGCUUGUUUGUUUGGAAGGCCCGGAGAGCAGGCAGCCUAAUAAAAACAUCCGUGAUUGCAGCCACCUGCAAGAAGCAGCUGAUUUGGUUUCAGGAUGGUAUUCCAAAGGAUGUUUGCCAUCUUGAUGUUGAAGAUCCUUGUGAAAUACAAAUGGCUAAAGCAGGAAGGGGCAGCUGUUACUUUAUUGUGUAUUUCAAAUGCAGAAGAGUAUGUGUGGUUUGGAAAGACAACUGGCAGGUGGUUGCCAGUUGGGAUCAGGUGAAAUCUGUGCAAGUUGACGACUUUCUAGGUGUGGGAACAGAGCAAAUGUUGUUGCUUUUUGAAGCCCCAUCCCAUAGUGCAGCUUGCUGUAAUGCUUUCAGAAUGACCGAUCUUGGUGAUAUUAAUUACACGAGCGACUUGACAUUCAGUGAAAAGGAGAAACCUAAUGAGAAUGUCACACAAGACAACUGUCUGAGUACUAUCCAAGCACUGGAGGCAAGACUACAGACUGGCUUAGCUGCCCUGCAAGAUCUGCAACAUCAGCUGCAACUCAAGGAGGACAUCUUAUUCACAUCUUGCAAGGCCUUAACAGACAUAGUCCAAGGCAAAAAGUAUGUCCUACCUCUAGCAGAGACGGAUGGUCUCACUUCUCUGUGGGAUGAAGAAGGAACUGUACUCCACCCUCCAGAUCAAGGGCCAUCAUCAGUUCUUGACAAGUGGAGCAGUUGUGUUGAGAAAAUUUGGCAACGCACUGUAGAGAAUUACUGGGUAGUCGGAGUAAAACUGGCAAAUCCUGGGGGCAUGUUGCUGACAGAUGUGAGUUUAUCUUUUUUGAUGGUCAAAGAGUCCUGUUCAUUUCCUGCAGUUAUUCAGUCAUUCAGCAGAGGAACAAAGCUCCUUGAGUGUGCAACACAGCUGUCACACCCUCAUUGCCAAGAAGAGACUUUUGCAAAGAAGAGGAAAGUAGAACUACAAGAUGAACAAGUGCUGGGAAACCACUUUGUGGGAGGGACACAGUCAGAUAUUUGCACUGUUCAGCCAAAUACCGUAACCUGUGUCACUGAUUUGUUGCCACUUUUAGCAUGCAGCAGAGUUCACUGUGUAUUGCUUCUGCAUGCUAGGAAAAUAAAUACUCUGGAGAAAAGCACUAGUGAAGGUGAAAAUUUGGUUUUGCCGUGUGGAAGAGUUUCUUUGAACAUAGAGGAUUUAUGCAGCAGAAAAUAUUCAGUGAAUCUGUUAAACAGCAGGCAGCUACCAAAAGAUGUUGCUAUGGAAGAUUUUUUUGCCAUACAGGCUGCAUUUUGUAAGUUUUCCUUCCGCAUAAUUUCAACAUAUUCCACACUUGUGCAGCCAAAAGAGUGGCUGUUUGAUUACCUGCAGUGUGUUCAGCUUGAAGUAUGUCCCCAGUAUCUUCUGUGCACUAAACCAGGAAUUCUCCAGGGCAGCCUUUUUAUGUGGAUUUCAGAGACUCUGUUUGAAGGCACGCUAACAGUUUUCUGCAGAAGUGAAGAAGUGUUGUUACAGUGUGUGCAUAGUCUUCUAAAUGCUCUUUCUCCAACUUGUGAAGUAAAGCCCCAGAAUCUGGGAAAUGGAAACUCUCUGACAGAAAGCUUAGCUUUGGCUGUAGAGAGUGAACUUCUUUCCUUCAAGAAAUCAUGCUACUCCUUGAUAAAUACAGCUGAAACAAAUUUUAAUUUGAGCCAGAAAGCAAUCAAGAAAAUCAGCUGUGUUGCUGCCACAAAAGAUGUAAAGGAACAGGUGCAGCACUGCAGAGAAGAACUCCAGAAUGAACAGAAGUUUAAUUCUACUGGAACUGAUUUAACUGUAGAAGGUGACCAGUACAGAGAAGUUUUGGAGAAAUUAGUGACAUUGCAGAUGGAUUCAGACAGUGCUGCACAGAAGUUGUGCAAAUGCAUGUCAGCUUUUAGUACUUCUUAAAAUGUCAUAAACAUUAUAAAUUCCUACAAGUUGCACUUUUGUUCAGAGUACUUUUUCCUCUUUUCGCGAAGUAGAAUGUGUACUGCCUUGGGUUGUAUGAGACAUAGUUGUGAAAGCUUAACCUUUACUUUGACAGCUGAUACAAUUAUUCCUGUUUCUGUUAAUAGCUCAUCAGAACUGCCCGACCUUGUGGUAUCAUGUGUAAAUGCAAACAUUAAGAAGUAUCUCAGGUGGUUAUAGUAGCUCUUUAAGAGGGUAAGUGAAAGUAACUUUUAACAAAACUGGCAUAACUGGGAUAGAGUGAAGCACUUUGAAAGUUAUGAUUAAGAAAAUACUGUACUUUUUUCCUCUGUUUCACUCUAUAAUCCACUUUGUCACAUCAGUUUUAACAGACCAUCUUGAUGAUCACCUCCUAACUGCACUUAGUCCUCCCUUUGACAUUAUUCUUGUGAUGUGAAGGAACUGCGGCUAGCAGAGGAGAUCCUUUACAUGUGGGGGGUCUGGGGGAGGUUCCCCUUUUUUGCCUGUCUCUGUCUGUCUCUCAUCUCUUCCAGUGUCAUUCAUACUAGGGCCCUUGGCUGCUAGAAGUGCAUGCAUCAAUACCAAGGAAUCAUGUCAACUCACCAAAAGCAGUUUCAGCAAAUGUAAAAACUUUGAAAAAUGUUUGUCAAAACUACUUUCAUAAACAUGCAGGGGGGCAACCCCCAUGCACCCCCAUAUGGGUCGACAUCCCACUGGCACACCAAACAUAUAUAUCAGCUCUUGUGAUGCAGUAGGAAUAGGCCCACCUUUUUAAACUGUCUUUCAUAGCUCCUUCUUUGAUCUCCUAGGAGUGCCUAGCACAGUGACAAGUCUUGCUUCUGUCACCCAGGAGAGAGUGACAUGCAAGCUGAUAACCACAAUAUCCCUACCCUCAGACAUACUGGGUUCAGUCCAGGUUACAGACAGAGGGCUAGAGGGAUUCUUCUAUUUGUGCUGGCUACAAUAUAGGAUGCUGGUGUUAAUGACUUGUAUGUUCCUACUGGAAGUAUUAAAUGGGGCCUAAACUGCUAUUUUACCCGUCAUUUUUGGUUGUUUUUUGACAGGAAGACUGGUUCUUUUCUUAUUGAUGUGUGAAGAAACAGAAUGACAUGUCAUGUUAGGUUUGGGCAUGCUUCACUUGUCGAGAGCUAGAAUAUUAACUGACUACUACUCCUGUGUACAGUUGACCCCAGAACUAUGUACAUUUUGCCAGCAAAUAAGGAUCAUUUGGUUAACAUAUUCUGCCGGCUUCCCUGGCUGAUGAAUAAACUGAAGGUCCUUUUGUAUUGCAGGGAUACAUAAUGUUUUCUGUAACAGUCACUACCAAAGCUAACAAACCUUUAAUAACUAACUGUGCAAAUUCUCAGACCAGCUACAAGUGGAUAAGAAGCAGAAUCCUGUUACUUGUAAACAUAUUAAUAACAGUUCAAGAACCGGUACAUACUUUCAUGUACUUUAACUAUUAGCAAGUGUUUAUCAGCAAUAAUAAUAAUGUACUCAGAAAUACAUUAAACAUUUCAGGCAAAUACUAAUUCUGCAUGCCUUAUGGUUUUGUUGAAAUUAGGUAUGUUUUUCUAAAAUGUUACUAAAUCCUAUGUUCAAAAUUGAGACAUGCCACUUUAUACACUAUAAGAUCUGCACUACAGAUAUUGCUUUUGCACAAGGGAAGCUUCCCCCUUCCAAUUCCACCCCCCACAUGAGGCAGUGCUGUGCUGUUUCUUUGAGGUAGUAUGAUUUCAGACAGGGAUGCUGAUUGAAUGGUUUUGAUUUUUUUCAUGUUUGUACACCAUUAACACGUAUUGUCAUGUACAGUGGGCAUACCAUGUUAUUCUGUGAUCUUUUUUUUUUUUUUUUUGGCCUUUUGGGGAUUAUAGCUACUGAGUGAUCAGUCUGUCUUGAAUUUUUAUGUACUAUUGGGAACAUGUCAGGUCACCAAAGGAUGUUUUGGCAAACAUGAAAUGAUCAAAGUAUGUUCGCUAACUACAUUAGUCGACAGUAUUUCUCCAUUGUUGUCACCUUGGAGUUUACAUAUAUGUUUGGGUGUGCCUGUUGAAUGUCUCCCCAUGUGAGGGUGCAUGAGGAUUGCACCCUUGGAUGUUUACUGAAAAUAGUUUUGACAAACAUUUUCAAAGUUUUUACAUUUGCUGAAACUGCUUAUGGUGAGUUAACAUGAAUCUGUGAUAUUGACCAUAUAGGUCUUAGCUCCUUUUAUUGUGAUCCAGUUUGACCUGUAACCUAGAUAUUACUUUACCCCUGCAACAUACUGUAUUCCACACCGAGCCUUUGUGAUUUGUUUGCUAGCCUUUUGUGCGGUACCAUGUCAUAUAUUUUAUAAGGUCUAAGUUGACAACACUCACAGCCUCUUUGUAAUUUGAUGUCCUGGUUUCUAAGUAAAGGCAGUAUAUUAGUAUUUUCCAGAGUGACCAUCUUGUUGGAAAUUAAUGUAGUUUUAAGUCCUGGAUCCCACUUGCUUUUAGUUACUCGGUAAUGAUUCAAAUUUAGUUACUCGGUAAUGAUUCAAUAAUUUUCUGUGUAAAGUUCAAACUGACAGGCACAUUGGUUUCAACUUUGGUCAUUCUCCCACUCUAAUAGCUGGAAUCAAGUCUGCUUUCUUCCAGUCUUCAGUAAUCUUACCAUCCUCAUUUGAUUUGUUAAAAAAAUAUUGCUUCAGGGCAGCCCUGGGCAAUGGCUGUAUAGCUGGGCUGUCCCUCCUUUCUCAGGGUGAGAUCUCCUUUUGGUCUCAAGUUUCCAUGCCUAGAGGUAUGUAUAUUCAAUAAACGGGUGUAUAGUAGUGUUGUUGCACCAAACAAGAAGGAUAAACAUAUGCUCUAUGUAUAGUUAGAAAAUUGUCAUGUUGUGUGCCUAAGAAACCAUGACAUUCUAUGUAUUCCUGCUGUCUUCUGAUUGCCAACCAAGUCUGUGUAGGAGCUGCUUUUGUCUGGGACCACACCAUAAUAGUGAAACUUGCAUGUUGUGUUACAGUGUUAACCCAGCUGCCCAGGGGCAGCAUCAUGAGAUGGUGAUGAUGUACUUCAGCUUGUCAGUAGCAGUGAUAGCAGGUUGCCUCAGAAGUGGGCUGAAGGGCCAUUUUCUGUGACAACAGGAAAGAGCCAGAGAGAAUAGUAAGACAGCAUCCACCCAGUCCUUUCCCAAACCAUGUGUCUUAAUCAUGUUGUAACUGACUGUGUCAGUCUUAAAUCUUUUUCAGGUGGUGAGCUUGUCCUGUGGAGAGAAGUCAAGUUCCCAUCUAUCAUCUGAGACAACUGCGAAUGUAACUGUAGAGGUACCACUUCCUGUUAAGAAUAAGAUAAGGAGGAUAAUAGUACCUGUACUACAGCUUGAGGAUACAGUUGGCCUUCUGAGCAGGAGUUUGAGCCCCUGGGACACAUGUCCAUGAUCAGUCUUGGACCUUGGGAUUUAUUUCUGUUAACUGUUUAGUUGAUAUUUGCUUGCCAGAAAGUGUGGCAAUGGAACCACAGAUGCUCCAUUGCUCAUUGGAUCUCCACUUGGUCCUACACUGGUUGACUUGUACAGCUCAUUCGAUACCUGAUAUGAUAUGACUGAAUGUGUGAGGGAAUCAUGCAAUAGAGUAGUGUCACCUGGUAAAUUGUUGGACUUUGUGCCAACCUGUCUGCCCUUUGGCAUGCAGUGCCCCUCUCAGACUGGUCCUGCCUCCUUUUUCUUAAUGUGGAAUGUGCUUCUCGACAUCAGCUGCAUGAAAAAAGUACAAACAGCCCCUGACUGAAUUAGAAAGCAGAAAUCAUCUCCCUGAGUGGAAGAAUUUACAUCUCCUAGUUAUUUUCCACCAGCACCCCAGGUGAUUCUUCCUUUUGGGAACAAACUGUCUCACUUAUCAGGUCCAAAAGGAAUCUCUCCCAUUCUCUUUUUCUUGAAAAAAAAAAACUGAACCAGUAUCAGGAAAAGAAACAGGAGGGACUAUUAACUAUCUCUAUACUGAUGCCAGUCUUGAAAUGUCCAUUUCUUGGCCCCUCCCACUCCGUAAGACUUACUGUCUUAUCUGGAGAGUUACUCCUGCAUAAAUGCUUUUGUAAACAUUGUGAGGUUGCCUUCUGUGUCAUUAGCUUACUCCAUCAUAGAGCUCACUAGACCAAGCAUUUAGCCACAGUAAUGCUAGAUAAAAAGACCAAAUCUCUGGGCAAGUUUGAUGACAUGUUCUUUUCUCUACCUUGUUAGGUCUUUAAGGUGCUCAGCUAUCCUCCUGUCCUGUCUCAUUUUCAGUCCAUUCUCAAAACGCAACUGGCUCAGAAAUACAGCCAUAUCCAAUUACUAGAAAUUUAAAAUGCAAUUGUAAAAUAGGCACUAAUAAGACAAAAUAAUUUAUUACAAUUGAGCUAACGCUUUCAUGCAUAGCAGUUCAUCACACUCAAUGUAACUGAACAAAUAGUUAAUGUACGACACUAGCUGUUUAAUUUAAACAGUCAUUAUAAACUCACUUGAUUUUUAACUGGUUUAAGAUGGUAAUACUUUACUCAUUAAACCCCAGAUUUCUGUUUGUAUUCAGAAGAGUUUGCCAGUUAUAAUCUGCUAGUUCUUUUUGAGGGAUCUAUAUCAGAAAAUCAAACUUUUAAAAGUUCGAACACCAAAUGGUCAAAACCAUAUGUUUGAACUCUUACAAGUUUGAA